Molecule: messenger RNA, 786 nt
Organism: Vidua chalybeata
Lineage: Eukaryota; Metazoa; Chordata; Aves; Passeriformes; Viduidae
Product: Fanconi anemia core complex-associated protein 24-like
Biological process (GO): interstrand cross-link repair
Cellular component (GO): Fanconi anaemia nuclear complex
Molecular function (GO): chromatin binding
Source: RefSeq, a predicted model, not a curated record
AUGCCUGAAGUGUGGAAAGUUAGAGUCAUCUUUGAAGAUGCCUUGCUGGUGGACUUUCAUCUUUCAAACAGAACUUGCAUUUUACUUAUUUCCGAAGCAGAUUUGGUUGCAGGGGAUGAAUAACGAAGAUUGGUUAGGUUUAGAAAUGCCAGCAGUCUUAGGGGAAUUGUAAUCGUAGAGAAAACAAUCAGUGGUCAGUACUACCUAGGAGUACAAAAACUUGUUGUACUCGAACUUGGAAUGGUGUUGCUUCCUGUGGCCAAUCAAGGAGAAGCUUCUCAGCUUAUUAUUCAACUAGUGCGGGAGCAGAGCAGGGAUGGCGGCGCCAACCCCUUCCUUGGCAAGCGGCGCGCUCAGCUGGCAGGAGCCGCAGUGCUCCAGGCGGUGCAGCACAUCCCCGGCGUUGGCAAAGCAAAAGCUCUGCUCUUACUGCAGCGCUUUGGAAGCGUCCAUCGGCUUUGUAACGCGGCCAUCCACGAGCUUGAGCAAGCGCUUGGACAAGCAGUAGCACAACAAAUUUAUACUUUUUUGCAUUCCUGACGUGCACGUGCAGUGGUAUUUUGCAAAACUUGGGUUUUUUCUUCUGAAUGAUAAAAGUUUGGUUUUAAUAUUAAAUCAGAAGAUGCUGAUUUCUGUAAUCAUGGCUAGCAGCAACUGGACUCUGAUGCUUCUUUUUUAACAUCUGCUCUGUUCAUAUAGAUUAAGCUGUGCAAAUUGCCUUGGACAGAAGUCUGUAUUUUGCAUCUAUCUGGAACAAAUAAAAACCAAGCAAGCUGUCUUUUUCAA